Molecule: messenger RNA, 1372 nt
Organism: Hermetia illucens (black soldier fly)
Lineage: Eukaryota; Metazoa; Arthropoda; Insecta; Diptera; Stratiomyidae
Product: coiled-coil domain-containing protein 97
Exons: 2
Coding region: 190-1365 (391 amino acids)
Source: RefSeq, a predicted model, not a curated record
UUAGUUGAUGCGUAUUCUGACAGCUUAUUCGCAGUCAAUAUUGUGAAUUUUAGAAUACAACAGCUGGUUAGAAAGUGCCGAUAUAUUUUCCACUAUUUCACCUAUAAGCAAACUGCUAAUCACAAGGAAACUCACGCUAUCUUAUAGGAAAACUCCACACAAUUCGACCGCAAGAGUCGCGAAUAAACAAUGACAGACGAUGACUGUCAACGUCAGGCAGGUUCUGACUCGGCCGCAGUUCAGCACGGUGGCGCUGAUGGUAGCGCUAAUACCCCGGAAGUGGGCGGUUUAAGCAAUGAUCCACCGACCGUUACGAAAGAAGAAAUUUGCAAUUUUCUAAGUCACAACUCACAGGUUUUCUUCAAGAGUCAACAAAUUGACGACCCUGAUUUAACGAGUCAAGAAAAGCAAUCGAUCGCUCUGGAAAUCUACAACGACAACAAACACAAAUUUCUUCUCCGUUUCGGAAAGUAUUUGCAACGAGACCACCUACGAUAUUUUGAACUAAUCACAAGCGCAGACCAAGAUGAGACAGUUUUUCUUAUUCAUGAAUUGCAGCGGUCACUGCAAACACAUGAUCGGGACGUGAAGAAUCGUCGAUAUGCAGCCAUGCAGUCUAUGAUCAAAGCGGACAAUUACUUCAGUGAACGUGAGAUAAUGAAACGAGAACCGCAUUUGUACGAACAAAUGAUUGGCCAGUACUUAACAGACGCUGAAAAGAGAGUUAGGGAUCGCGUGGGGGAAGAUUGCAUCCCUUUUUCAAGUAUCCUCCUUGACAACUACGACAACGAUGAAAUGGAAAAACUACGCAAAAGACAAAAACGGGAGGAAGGCUCUGAAGAUGAUGACGACGAUACAACAAUGUCAGAAAAAUCCGGGGGCUACCACCACGAUAAUAAAUCAAUCGGAAGUGACCAAUUAUUUCCGGAACUUCCUGCUUCCCAGCGGAAGCAAUGGGGUAAUUUCGAGGACGAAGAGAAUGAUUGCCCGAUGCUGAUGCCUGGACCAUCCAAGAAACCAAAUCGGAAACGUGAAGAAAAAUUUAUAACAGCUGCAGAGCGAGAAAUGUUGCGGCAAGAAUUCAUGGGGAUUAUGUAUGAGAACUUCUUAGAAGGUAAAGAUAAGGAUUUUGAUUACUCUGCAGUUGAUAACAAUUCCGAUUUGGACGAUUUGGAGCAAAUUGGACAGGAUAAGGAGGACAAAUAUUUCGAUGAUGAUGAUGACGAGGAUUAUGUGAUGGAAACCAGUCGUUCCCCUGAGUUCAAGGGGGAGAAAAUUGAACGAGAUGAUUCCGAAGAUGAACUUGAUAUUUAUAUGAAGCAUUUAAAUAGGCAUCUAACAGUAGUGAAGCAAUUAGAUGGAUAAGAUGUAA